AUGGAGAAGCAAGCAACAAGCAAGGUCUGCUGCGUUACUGGAGGUUCUGGAUAUUUAGGUUCUUGGCUUGUUAAGAAGCUCCUCCAUAAGGGCUACACUGUCCAUGCAACCCUACGAAACUUAGAUGAUAAAUCGAAAGUUGGGUUUUUGAAGUCCCUGCCUGGCGCACACACCAAACUGGUUUUAUUCCAAGCUGAUAUCUACAAUCCCGACGAGUUCAAACAUGCAGUUCAGGGGUGUGAAUAUGUGUUUCAUGUGGCUACUGCAAAGCAAACAGGCGACAGUCAAAGCUCACAGGUUAAUAACUAG
Gossypium arboreum is the source of this 309-nucleotide messenger RNA. RefSeq names its product phenylacetaldehyde reductase-like. NCBI's taxonomy places the organism in Eukaryota, Viridiplantae, Streptophyta, Magnoliopsida, Malvales, Malvaceae. Gene Ontology annotation, molecular function: oxidoreductase activity, acting on the CH-OH group of donors, NAD or NADP as acceptor. The coding region runs from base 1 to 309 and encodes 102 amino acids. The record is from RefSeq and is a predicted model, not a curated record. The transcript has 2 exons.